AUGCGCUCCCGGAGGUGGGCGGGGACCUCGGCUCAGGUUUUGUCCAGCCGCGCAGCACCGGGUUCAGUUCUGCCCCCCUCUCAGGACGAAGGCAAGAGAGAGACGGUAGCGGGUCCACGGCAUGCUGCCUCCUCGCCACAUCUUACCAUGGGAGACAGCGAGCAGUGCGCACGCCGGGCACUGACCCUGGAGAACGGCAUAACUUUAGCCUUCUGUAACGAGGACAGCCAUGGCGCACACGACCAGGGCGACUGUUUCGAUGAAGAGAUGGCACAGACGCGUCCUUUACGCAGUGAUCGCAGCGCGUCGAGAGAAGGAGCUGGAGACGACCAUGAGGAGGAAGAAGAGGAAGAGGAAGAGGAGAGCAGAGGCCAGCGCGCACCACCGGAAAAGCUCCCCAAGAAUACGCUAUGUCCGCCGGCGUUUUGCGUCAGAGGCAACACAGCAUCAUCAUCAUCAUCGUCAAGGAGAGAGAGAGCGACUGAAGACACAGAGAAACCAAAGAGAUGUCCUGGUCUUGGCUUGUUCUAUGCCUUUCUGUCCACUGUAUUUUUCUCCAUUAUUGCUCUUCUGGUCAAAACCAUCCAGGGACUUCACGCCAUAGAGAUCAGUGGCAUUCGAUGUUUCUUCCAGAUGCUCUUUGUUGCACCACUGCUCAUUUAUUACAAGACAGGCUUCAUCGGCCCCAGAGAUAAACGCAUCUAUCUGUUACUGCGCGGCUUUAUCGGCUCCAACGCCAUGAUCCUGCUCUUCUACGCUGUGCAGCAAAUGCCUUUAGCUGAUGCUACUGUCAUCAUGUUUAGCAACCCAGUGUUUACGUCCGUGCUGGCGUGGAUAUUCCUGAAGGAGAAGUGCACUCUCUGGGACUGUUUCUUCACGAUCUUCACCCUCACUGGGGUCAUCCUCAUCGCCCGACCACCUUUUAUAUUUGGAAAGCACCUCAGUGGCAUCGAGAGCAACUACAGCAACCACAUUAAGGGGGCGAUCGCUGCAUUUGCAGGUGCCAUUGGAGCUGCGUGCACUAUAGUGGUGCUUCGGAAGAUUGGGAAGAGUGUCCACUACUACCUCUCUGUGUGGUACUAUGCCGUCAUCGGACUGAUAGAGUGCAUUAUUACUGUUUCCGUCCUUGGGGAGUGGAAGAUCCCCGCAUGUGGCCGCGAUCGCUGGAUUCUCAUGUUGAUUGCGGUGCUGGGCAUUGCCGGCCAGUCCUUCCUCACGAAGGCGCUGCAGAUUGAGAAGGCUGGACCUGUGGCUCUGAUGAGGACUGUGGACGUAGUGUUAGCCUUUACUUUUCAGUUCAUCUUCUUUAACCGUGCCCCCACCUGGUGGAGCCUGGGGGGAGCGCUGUGUGUAGUCGCUAGCACCAGUGGAAUAGCACUUAGGAAGUGGUACGUCAACUCGCGCAAAAGCUGA
Knipowitschia caucasica is the source of this 1413-nucleotide messenger RNA. NCBI's taxonomy places the organism in Eukaryota, Metazoa, Chordata, Actinopteri, Gobiiformes, Gobiidae. The record is from the annotation of a GenBank genome assembly.